Molecule: messenger RNA, 417 nt
Organism: Linum trigynum
Lineage: Eukaryota; Viridiplantae; Streptophyta; Magnoliopsida; Malpighiales; Linaceae
Source: the annotation of a GenBank genome assembly
AUGAUCUUUGUGAGCUACAAGAGUGUUCCUCAUCGAUGUGCACAGUGUGGAAUUUUUCGGCGUGAUGUUGGGCAUGGCGAUGAAUGUCGAUCUCUGGACGUUUUGCAAGAUAGAGAACUGGUGGUUGCUGGACAGGUUGAUUUAGAAGCAUUACAAGUGCAAUGGGCUCCUAAACCUGCGGAGGCUACCAGUGAGGCCGAUAAGUCCUCGUCUAAUGAAGCAGUUCCGGCUUCAUCUAGUGCAGGAAAUACUGAGAUGGCUUCUCCAAUGGUUACUCAGUCUGCUGUUGCUCAGACCCGUCCUCAGACAGUUGGGGACCGGGCUAAGGAAGUGGUGGAUGAUGAGGGUUUUCAGCUUGUGGUCAGGAAAAACAAUCAGUCUUUUGCAGGGGGAGCCUUAGGGUUCGUCAAUCGGUAG